AUGGUGGGUACACGUAGCAAUGGUAACCCGUCCAGUAGUGAUGUCCCUCCGCCCGAAGUGGACCCACGCCAACUUUUGGCAAUGAUUCAGGGACUAGCGACGAAUCAACAGCAUUUGGCUGGGAACUUGCAGCGGGAGCCUCACCAGCCUCCCCCUCGUACAGAACCUGGUGUUAGGGAGUUUCGGUAUAUGCGACCUCCUUCUUUCUCCGGUGCCGAAGGAUCUCUAGCAGCAGAAGAGUUCCUGAAAGUUACCGAGACUAUCCUUACGGUGACCCGCAUUGCUCCUGCAGAGUGGGUAGACCUUAUGGAUGUCCAGCUCACAGAUACAGCUCGAAUCUGGUGGGCUGCUGAGAAGACACACCUAGAGAGGCCGAUUCUGUGGGAGACGUUCAUUGAUCGCUUCAAUAGGAAGUAUUUUCCUCAAUCGGCCCGAGAUGAGCUCCUGCGUAAAUUUGUCGAGCUCAAGCAAGGGGGUCGAUCAGUCGACGAGUAUGAGGCUGAAUUUUCUUCCUUGAGCCGAUAUGCUCCACACUUGGUCACAGACCCCACUAUCAGGAGGCACCAGUUCCAGAAAGGUCUGGACAAGUAUAUCAGAUUGGCUUUGGCUGGUAGGGCUCUCACGACUCACGACGCCGUAUUGGAUGCAGCACGUGAGAUUGAGAGCGUGCAGAAGGAACCAGAAGAUUCACACUUGAUUCAGAGUAGGACACCAACAGCUCCGACCCGAAGUGUCGAGCGUCUCCCUCCGAGACAGCAGCAGCAGAACCCGCAGAGGCAGCAGCAUUCUCAGCGUCAGCCAUUUCAUCAGAGUCACCCUUAUCAGCGCCCGGGAGUGCAGACUCGCGGCCAGCCUUCGGUGAGGUGUUCCUAUUGUAGCUACCCUGGUCAUACUCAGCAGGAUUGCCCUAGGCGUCUUCAUCUAUGCUUCAGCUAUGGGUCCCCCGACCAUAUGAGUCAAGAUUGUCCUCAGAAACAGCAGGCUCGUUUGCCCCCACCUCCAGUUCGAGCAGCUCCUCCAGCUCCACCUCGACCUGCACCAGCAGCACAGCCCCAGCACAGAUCCUACCCUCGAACUGGACCUCUCCCUCCACAACAACAGCUUUAUCAGGAAGCACAAACGCAGCAACCUCCACGUCAAACAUUCAUGAUGUCAGCUGUGGAAGCUGAGGCGAACGAUCAAGUUAUCACUGGCAAGGUCCUUGUUUCCUCUGUUCCGGCUUUAUCACUCUUUGAUUCUGGGGCUUCCCAUUGUUUCUUAUCUCGUCGAUUUGCGACCGCCCACUCUCUUCCUAUAACUCCUCUGACCACAGGCUGGAAUAUCAAUACUGGCAGUGGUGUUUUAGUAGCGUCCAGUGGUUAUGAAUCAUGCCCUGUAGUCAUCAGCGGGAGAGAGCUCUUUGCAGAUUUCCUGGUGAUUGAUCUGCCGAGUUUCGAUGCAGUAUUUGGAAUGGAUUGGUUGGGAUCGUUCUUUGCCACCAUUGAUUGUCGUCGUCGGAGCGUAGUAUUCGAGAUACCGGAUCACCCGAGGUUUGAAUUCCUCAGUGGUAGUACAUCGGCUGGACCGGUAGAGUAUAGAGCUAGACCGAAGAAGGCGACGUUUGUUGCUAUGCAGGUGGAACCCGAGAAGCCAAUUGUAGUUCGGGAAUUUGAAGAUGUGUUUCCCGACGAUAUUUAUGGGUUGCCACCGGAUCGAGCAAUUGAGUUUUCCAUAGAAUUAAAGCCUGGAACUGCUCCGAUCUCCAAGACUCCUUAUCGUAUGCCUCCAGCUGAGUUGGCCGAGCUUCGGACUCAGUUGGAUGAUCUUUUGCAGAGAGGCUUGAUACGACCCAGUGUAUCGGCCUGGGGAGCACCUGUGUUGCUUGUGGGAAAGAAGGAUGGAUCCAAGCGGAUGUGCAUCGACUACCGGGAGUUGAAUGCUGUGACAGUGAAGAAUAAGUAUCCUCUUCCCCGUAUUGAUGAUAUCUUUGACCAAUUGGGAGGAUCGAGAGUAUUUUCUAAGCUGGAUCUACGGAGUGGAUAUCACCAGGUGAAAGUCAAGGACUCUAAUGUUCCCAAGACUGCGUUCCGGACAAGAUAUGGACAUUAUGAGUUCUUAGUGAUGUCGUUUGGUGUGACUAAUGCGCCAGCGACAUUUAUGAACCUGAUGAAUCUGGUAUUCUAUGAUGUGCUGGACAAGUUUGUAGAAGUCUUUAUCGAUGAUAUCCUGGUGUACUCUAAGAAUGAAGCAAAGCAUGCAGAGCACUUGCGGUACGUACUGAAGACCUUGAGAGAGCAUCGACUAUUCGCCAAGUAUAGUAAGUGUCAGUUUUGGCUAGAUCGUAUAGCGUUUCUGGGACACGUGGUGUCAGGAGGCGGCAUAUCAGUGGAUCCGGAGAAGGUAUCUGUAGUGAAAGAUUGGCCUACCCCUAAGUCGGUGUCCGACAUUAAGAGCUUCCUGGGAUUAGCUGGAUAUUAUCGACGUUUCAUCAAGGAUUUCUCGAAGAUUGCGGAACCGAUGACGCUUCUUACGAGGAAAGAUAUUAAAUUCGUCUGGUCCGAAGCUUGUGAGCAGGCGUUUGAGGAGUUAAAGUCUCAAUUGAUUUCUGCCCCGGUAUUGACGAUACCAGAUAAGAGUGGAAACUUUGAGGUGUUUUGCGACGCAUCAGGAAGACGAUUGGGAUGCGUACUUCAGCAAGAUGGUCAUGUGGUAGCGUAUGCGUCUCGUCAGUUAAAGAAGCAUGAGCAGAAUUACCCUACCCACGACCUGGAGUUAGCAGCUGUGAUUUUUUCUCUUAAGCUUUGGAGACAUUAUCUGUUGGGAGAGCAAGUGAAGGUAUUCACUGACCACAAGAGCUUGAAGUAUAUAUUUACUCAGAAGGAGCUCAACAUGAGACAACGUAGAUGGUUAGAACUGAUGGUAGAUUACAACAUUGACCUUCAGUACCACCCUGGCAAGGUUAAUGUAGUACCAGAUGCUUUGAGCCGUUUGCCAGCAAUCAUGACCCUCACGGCUCAGUGGAAACUUCAGCAGGAAGUGAGAGAUAUGAGUAUAGAAGUUUUUCUUCUAGGAGUCACCGUUUUCUUGAUGAAUCUUCAGAUUCAAUCGACAUUGGUCGAGCGAAUCAAGGCUGCAUAA
Messenger RNA from Asparagus officinalis (garden asparagus), 3117 nucleotides. RefSeq lists its product as uncharacterized. The transcript is spliced from 2 exons. The coding region runs from base 1 to 3117 and encodes 1038 amino acids. Gene Ontology annotation, molecular function: nucleic acid binding; zinc ion binding. The record is from RefSeq and is a predicted model, not a curated record. Lineage: Eukaryota; Viridiplantae; Streptophyta; Magnoliopsida; Asparagales; Asparagaceae.